AUGGACUUCUCGGUAUCGCGGGAUAUCUUCCGAUCCCAGGCCGCAGUUGAGGACCUCAAUCCCCCAGCAGCACUGUCCCUCACGCCCUCCGACCCCGUCCACCUCGCGCUGCUCAACGCCUUCGAGCGCGACUACACCCACCUGACCAUCGUCGACUCCGACACCCGCGCGCUGCUGGGCUACAUCGCCAUCCCGCAGCUCCAGUCAAUGCUCGACAGCGGCAAGGUCAGGCCUGACGACGAGAUCCGCAACGCCAUGACCCGCUUCCAGCGCAAGGGCAAGAAGUACGAGGUCAUCACCAUGGACACACCCCUCGAGAAGCUGGAGGAGUUCUUCGAGGGCGGCGCCACCGGCGGCCAGAAGCAGGAGUUUGCCGUCAUCACGGACGACCAAAGGCGCUUCGUCCUCGGCGUUGCUACCGUGCAGGAUCUCGAGGAGUUUGUGAAGAGGCGGCCGGCUUAG
Phaeoacremonium minimum UCRPA7 is the source of this 462-nucleotide messenger RNA. RefSeq names its product putative cystathionine beta-synthase protein. Lineage: Eukaryota; Fungi; Ascomycota; Sordariomycetes; Togniniales; Togniniaceae. The coding region runs from base 1 to 462 and encodes 153 amino acids. The record is from RefSeq and is a predicted model, not a curated record. The transcript has 2 exons.